Nerophis lumbriciformis (worm pipefish) is the source of this 1383-nucleotide messenger RNA. Its product is annotated as regulator of G-protein signaling 21-like. The record is from RefSeq and is a predicted model, not a curated record. NCBI's taxonomy places the organism in Eukaryota, Metazoa, Chordata, Actinopteri, Syngnathiformes, Syngnathidae.
CACAAUUUGCUUAUCACAGUCCGUCAUUUGCGUCUGUGCCGCCGACCAAAAGUAAUGUCAACCCGGCCGUGAAAUGGAGCAAAGGCAUCGGGGUAGAACGCUGCAAAGUGUGACUUCAUGUGGUUUUGGAGAGGGGAAACAGGAGGAGGCGGAGGAAAGGGUGCUUCCUCUUCCAGUCCGGGGCUGAGCUGCUGAUGCGUCCCAGCAGCCUAUAGCAACGGGAGACCUCGGUAUAAAAAGGAAGCCGGGUUCAGGGAACCCUCGGAAGUAUCUCUCAGCUGCAGCAUGACAAGGACCGAGGUCCUGAGAGUGUGGACCUAACAAAACAAUGCCCAGCCUAAUCAUCCAACCAGUCGCACAGCACUUCAUCAUGGACAGAGAUGACAAGAAGAGAAACAAGAACAUCGGAAAAAACUUUAUGUGCCGUCUCCAGUGCAUGUUCUCACAUUCAUCCAGCUCUGAGAGCAGGCUAACUUUAGAAGAUACCCAACAAUGGUCACAGUCUUUGGAAAGGCUUCUCGACUCUAAAUAUGGUUUGGCGGCGUUUCGCAACUUCCUGAAGUCCGAAUACAGCGAUGAGAAUAUUGAGUUCUGGCUCGUCUGCGAGGACUACAAAAAGAUCAAGUCUUCAUUCCGGAUGUCAUCGAAAGCCAAGAAGAUUUACGAACAGUUUAUCAAAGCCGAAUCGCCAAAAGAGAUAAACAUUGACUAUCACACUCGAGAGCAAAUCAAAAGAAGCGUCAAGAACCCCACCCUCUACUGCUUCGACGACGCUCAGAAGAUGGUUUAUGGACUGAUGGAAAGAGACUCGUACCCACGGUUUCUACGCUCGGACAUUUACAGGACUCUCCUAGAAAACCUUUCUGCCGACGUCACAAAGGUAUGAAAGCAAAGGGGACGCCAACGGACAUAAAACUCAGGACUGGAAUGUUUGAGCCGAUUCAGCAGGGAGGACUAGUAGCGUUGGAGGAAAAGAGGGUUCAACGAGCUCGCCUCGUGGACAGGAACGCAAGCCUUGGAGUCGUCAUGGAACCCUCAAGUCAUGGAGGGAUCCCCAUGAUAGCAACGUGCACCUUUUUGGCUAUUCAGUGGCCAAAUCCGACCUAAGACUGACACCAGACCAGCCCCCAAAAGUAGUUAAAAUCUUAGGAGAGCCAUUUCUGCAACAAAUUAAAUAGGAAAAAAAAACAGUAGAGCACUCAUGUAGUAGAGAGAAACAUGGAGCAGUGUAAACAAUAUGUAUUGGCAUAUUGACAUUGUACCUCCCUAACUACAGAGGAUAUAACAGGGCUAUUUUUUUUCCAGAAAUGUGUAACUCUGACAGAGGGAAUAGACCAACCAGGGGUGUCCAAACGUUUUGACUGGGGGGCCUGAAAAAAUUUG